AUGACAACCCUGAUGGCAAAUGCACCCGGGAUGUCCUUCAGCUCGCACCCGUCAUCUCCCAACUUCUCCGAAGACCUAUCUCGCUUCCCCUCCGAAUCGUUGCACUCGUUCUCCUUUGCCCACCAAUCUGAAGAAUACAUACACAACCGCCAGAAUGUCCUCAAGAGAUCUAUAGAAUUCAUGAAAGACCGGAUGGGAUGGUCCGUUUCGUCUUCAGAUGUCGCACUUGCGAGUGCUCAAGCGCGAGCGGCUGGAGAUGUCGAGACACAGAAUAUGCUGGACUUGCUAGCCAGGGCACAGCUCGUUGGCGCCGGCAACCUCCCGUCCACCGACCAGACCCUCUUGGGUCCCCUCACAGGGCCUGCGCAAGUCUCUGGAGAGAACCUAUUCGAUGCCAACUUCAUUCCCCGUACCUCGAGUCCCGAGCCGUUCCAUCCAUCGCCGAGCGAAUCUCCAACCACGACACAGUCCAAAGCAUCAUUUGCGAUACGGGAUGUGCCACCGAAGAAGAAGAAGGAUAAGGAGCAGAAGCAACAAAAAGAACAAGAAACGUCAAACGAUGCGGAAUCUGAGAGCUCAAGUAGAACGCCAACGAACGAAAGCGGGACGACCAACAAGACCUCACCACCGCCGUCUCGGAGACUCAGUUUGAAGCGCACAUUGACGGAUACGCUCCCCGUCUCUGUUCAUCAACAGUUGAUCGACACCAUGGCACAACCGUACUUGGCAGCUCACGAAGCCCUCGCGUCACCUACCUCCGCUCACCCUUUGUCCGCAGGAAACAUGCCGAGCGCGCUGGGUGCGGCUGUACACGGCCAUUCGACAAGAUGGGUUCCGGCGGCACAGGCAAUUUUCACGACGGAAUCCAAACCGCCGUGGACAAUUAUCGCUGCCAACGAUUUGGCUUGUUUGGUGUUUGGUGUCACGAAAGCCGAAGUUCGAAAGAUGGGUAUCCUUGAGGUUGUCCAAGAAGAACGGCGAGCCUGGUUAGAAAAGAAGCUGUUACAGAUGGAGCCUGAAGACAGCAUCAGAGAGGCUGAAGAUUUGCCGGCGGCAGCUCCUGCGCCAACAUCUUCAACCUCAUCACUACUGGGUGGCCGGGGUGGGAUAACGGCCCAGCUACUGAGCAAACCCAACUCCAGAUCACAACCUCCGAAAGUUGUCCAGCGAAAGGCACAAACUGUUCACAGCGGAGACCCCAAUCCGCCAAAGCUGAGAGGAGGUUCACGGCAUCAGAGCAGCAGGUCCAGAGGUGUCUUGCUGUGUGGUGACGUGGUGCCAAUCCAGAAGCGAAACGGUGCAACUGGCUCCGCAAGUUUGUGGGUAAAGGAGAAGCGGGUUGGCUUGAUUUGGGUCCUGGAGGAAAUUCACGAAGACGUGGCCAACAUCACACUCGACGACGACGGCAUCAUCCAGAAGAUUUCGGGUGCUACGGCACCGAUAUGGGGCUUUGAGUCCCUCAGGCCUGGAGUGGAUGUCGGCAAGUUGAUCCCGCGCAUUCCCCGCCAAGGUAUCGAUCCCCGUACAGGCGAGGUCGACUUCGCCCAGAUUGCGAGGCGCAAGUUUUUCACAUGUCCAAACUCAGCCAAAGUCAACAUUCCAUGCACGGUCGAGCAGGUCCAGGGUAAGACUGAGCUGCGCGUCUCGAGCUUCCCUCACAUUGCAGGGAUCAUCGUCGUUGACCCAGAGAAUCUCAAAAUCCAAAGCUCAAACUCGGUAUUCUGCGGCGCCCUGUUUGGAUACGAAAAGCCCGACGGCAUGCCAAUCGACUCACUGAUACCGAAUUUCGAGAAGAUCCUCCACAUCUUGACGGGAGAGGAUGGCGUGCAGCUGCAAGAUGGAAUUGUGGUACCCGAGCAUAGUUUCCGCCGGGCAUCGGCCAUCUUGGGCUUGCGGGAAAACCGACCAGACGCCGCGGCAACCUUUUUGCGACCAGAGGGGCUGCCUGGAAAACACAGAGAUGGUUCAGAACUGAAGAUCGAUGUCCAGAUGAGAGUCGUCAGAAGUGCGAAGCAAUCCACCGUAAUCCAGGAGACUGUCAUCGAAGAUGAGGAUGAAGAUAAGGGUGGAUCGCAACAGGAUGGUUCCUUCUCUAUUCCUCAUUCAGAAGUUGUCUUUGCUCUCUGGAUCACCUAUUCUAGGCACCUGCACGCCAGUAGAUCUAAUCUCGGCGUGACGUCGGAAUCAGCCUCUGGAACGACAACUCCCUUACAUCAGCCAUCCCCCGGGCAGACGCCCGCACAUACGCCACUGGAGAUUAGCUCGGAUUCCGAUGAGCCCAAGUCUAAAGAACCGUCGUCGACUGCAUCCGCCAUCACCAAACAGCUCAAGGAGGUCGCUAUGACGGCUGCCGCGAAGCUCACUGGUGCACACCGAUCUGUUGACAAGAAGCAGGAGCAGCCCUCAGUCCCAAAAGUCGUCGAGCCGGCACACAAAAAGACCAUCGAUGACUUUCAGAUCAUCGAGGAUAUGGGCCAGGGUGCCUACGGCCAGGUGAAGUUGGCCAAGUACAAGACAAGUCAGAAGAAGGUGGUUCUGAAGUACGUGACCAAGCGGCGCAUCCUCGUCGACACGUGGACGAGAGAUCGCAAGCUGGGCACGGUGCCUUUGGAAAUCCAUGUUCUCGACUAUCUGCGUAGGCCUGAUCUCAAGCACCCCAACAUUGUCGACAUGGAGGAUUUCUUCGAGGACGACGUGAACUACUACAUCGAGAUGGCACCCCAUGGCCUGCCGGGAAUGGAUCUCUUCGACUACAUUGAGCUUCGGAGCAACAUGGAGGAGGCCGAGUGUCGCAGUAUUUUCGUCCAGGUCGCCAAGGCCAUUGGGCAUCUUCACACGAAGGCGCUAGUGGUUCACCGGGACAUCAAGGACGAGAACGUCAUCUUAGACGGCGAGGGCAACAUCAAGUUGAUCGACUUCGGAAGUGCGGCGUAUAUCAAGAACGGGCCCUUUGACGUCUUCGUGGGCACGAUUGAUUACGCGGCACCCGAGGUUCUCGCCGGCAAACCCUACGGCGGCAAAGAGCAAGAUGUGUGGGCGCUCGGCAUUCUGCUGUACACGAUUAUCUACAAGGAGAAUCCGUUUUACAGCAUCGACGAGAUCAUGGACCGAGACCUCCGGGUGCCUUGGACGAUGAGUGAUGAGAGCAUAGAUCUGGUGCGGUGUAUGCUGAAUCGGGAUGUAGAAGCGAGAUACGACAUAAACCAGGUCCUCGCUCACCCCUGGUGCCAGGAGGAUGAUGUCGAGUAA
Molecule: messenger RNA, 3249 nt
Organism: Colletotrichum karsti
Lineage: Eukaryota; Fungi; Ascomycota; Sordariomycetes; Glomerellales; Glomerellaceae
Product: serine threonine protein
Exons: 2
Coding region: 1-3249 (1082 amino acids)
Biological process (GO): negative regulation of glycogen biosynthetic process; protein phosphorylation; intracellular signal transduction
Cellular component (GO): nucleus; cytosol; cytoplasm
Molecular function (GO): ATP binding; protein serine/threonine kinase activity
Source: RefSeq, a predicted model, not a curated record